AUGAGUGACAUCAGAGAGUCGAGGCCUCCUCCCCCGUCUUGGAUAAAUAGAGAAUUUGUAGAGACUGCGCUUAAUAAUGACGGUAAUGGUGAGAAAGUGACCGUAGAAUCAUUUACUGUGGGCUACGCCAACAAGGAAGGGGUGGGCUUCAUGAGUCACAUGUUCAGAGUGGUUGCUGCCAUUAGACAAGAAGACAGUGGCAACCACCCCAAGGUGCAUCUCAUAGUGAAGUGCCGCGAUCAGCAAGGACAGUUGCAGGAGCUGGUCGAGGAAAACAAUGUCUUCGAGAUGGAAGCCCUACUGCUGUCCGAGGUGAUGCCACUGGUGCACGGCACUCUCAGGGCUGUGGAGUGGGCAGCGUUCGGGCCCGUGGCCGCGCGCUGCUACUGGUCCGGGGGGCGGCCCUCGCAGUUCCUGGUGAUGGAGGACCUGUCGGAGGCCGGCUUCACGCUGGCCAAGGCGGGGCACCAGCUGGACUACCACCACUGCCUCGCCGCGCUGCGAGCCUACGCGAGGCUGCACGCGGCCUCGGCCAAAGUCCUCGAGGACCUCCCCCACUACAAGGUGGUCUACGACCCGAGCAAGUCAGCAGAUGAGCGCCAGAUGCAGCUCAUCAAGCAGAUGUGUGACAAAGUGUUCAGCGCCGUAGCAAACGCUUUGAAGCACUGUCCAGAGUACGACAGGAACGCCGAAAAAUUUACGCGCAUAUCUGACAAGGUCGUCGAGGGGACGAACAGAUUUCGGACGUCUAAGGACUUUAGCAAAGUGCACAGCCCGGCCGCCGACGUGCAGUGUUUCCUGAACGCCAACGCCAGCGGGCAGCUGCAGCGCCAGCACUUUGACAGCCUGGUGGUGGAGUACCACGGCACGCUGCAGCGCACACUGCGAGCCCUGGCAAUGCACCAGCAGGCGGACGCCUACCCGCUGAGGCAGCUGAGGGCCGACAUGGACCGGGCCGCGGUGCUGGGGCUCUUCAACUGUGCGCUGCGUGGACUCCACCUGGGCACGGAGAGCCACUCCGACCAAGUCGGCCAGGCCUUCAAGAAAUCCGACGAGUCCAGCGCGGCGCUAGCAGCCACCUACAGCAAUCCUGAAUGUGUUUCCUACUUGAAGUAUAUUGCGCCCAUAUACGAGAGCAAAGGGCUUCUGUGA
This is a messenger RNA of Schistocerca serialis cubense, 1152 nucleotides long. RefSeq lists its product as uncharacterized. The record is from RefSeq and is a predicted model, not a curated record. The transcript is spliced from 2 exons. Lineage: Eukaryota; Metazoa; Arthropoda; Insecta; Orthoptera; Acrididae. The coding region runs from base 1 to 1152 and encodes 383 amino acids.